Messenger RNA from Marmota flaviventris (yellow-bellied marmot), 2779 nucleotides. NCBI's taxonomy places the organism in Eukaryota, Metazoa, Chordata, Mammalia, Rodentia, Sciuridae. The record is from RefSeq and is a predicted model, not a curated record.
UCUCCCCACUCCGGGCCGCUCCCCGCUCGGUCCCGUGACCCAGACGCGCUCCCCGCUUUGUUCUAUGACUCUUGCACCUUCUCCCCGCUCCGUCCCGUCGCUCAAGGACCCGCUUAACGGACUAUUUAGUCGCCCAGAACUCGCUCCCCGAUUCGUCUUGUAAUUCCUGGGCCCGCCCCCGGCUCGCCAAUCCAUCCUGUGACUCUCGGACCUGCCCUCCGCAAGGUCUAUUAUCCCGGGACCUGCUCCCGGCUUUGUCCUGUCACUCCCUGACCCACUCCCAGCUCCACCUUGCCACCUCAACUCGGUCCCUUGAGCUCCUGUCUCGUCCUCAGUUGUGUUACGCCCAGAUCCAUUCCCGCCCUGUCCCGUGACCCCGGACCCUGUCAGGUCACCCUCAGCCGGGUUCCCAUUCCCUUUCCUCACCUUGAUCAGGUCCCUGCUGCGUCCCAUAAUUCCAGGACCAAAGAGACCACUCUCCGCUCCCUCUUGUCUUUUUGGGACCAGCCCCCCACACUGUCUACAUCCUGUCACCCCAGACUUUGUAGGUCACUCUGUGUGCUUAGAGAAGUAAAGGAACUUGUGGCUUUUUUGUUUGUUUAAUCAAAAUCACCAUUGAGAGGUUCUAAAGGCAGUGGGAAUGUAGAGCUGGGUACUUGUCUCAAUGGAUAAAUAAAAGCUCCAGGUAGUACAUCCUGUGUAGAUUUCAAAACUUAAUACCUGUAGCAGUAAAACACGUGCUGUUGAAACAGGAACAAUGACUGUUAUUGCAAUUGGUAAUCUCUAACAGGGAUUACAGAUCUUGAAUGUCUUCAGGCACCAGGUGAAUAAACCAAAUAUGAUGAAUGAUUGCCACCCAACUUCCAUGGGACUAAAUGAGGAACAGAAAGAAUUUCAGAAAGUGGCCUUUGACUUUGCUGCCCGGGAGAUGGCUCCAAAUAUGGCAGAGUGGGACCAGAAGGAGGUGUUCCCUGUGGGUGUGAUGCGGAAGGCAGCCCAGCUAGGCUUUGGGGGGGUCUAUGUCCGCACAGACGUCGGUGGGUCUGGACUGUCAAGGCUUGAUACCUCUGUCAUCUUUGAAGCCUUGGCUACAGGCUGCACCAGCACCACAGCCUACAUAAGCAUCCACAACAUGUGUGCCUGGAUGAUUGAUAGCUUUGGAAGUGAUGAACAGAGGCACAGAUUUUGCCCACCACUCUGUACCAUGGAGAAAUUUGCUUCCUACUGCCUCACUGAACCAGGAAGUGGAAGUGAUGCUGCAUCCCUCUUGACUUCAGCUAAACGACAAGGAGAUCAUUACAUCCUCAAUGGCUCCAAGGCCUUCAUCAGUGGAGGUGGUGAAUCUGACAUCUACAUAGUCAUGUGCCGAACUGGAGGAUCAGGCCCAAAGGGCAUCUCAUGCAUGGUUGUUGAGAAAGGGACCCCUGGCCUCAGCUUUGGCAAGAAGGAGAAAAAGGUGGGAUGGAACUCCCAGCCAACUCGUGCCGUGAUUUUCGAAGACUGUGCUGUCCCUGUGGCCAACAGAAUUGGGAAUGAAGGGCAGGGCUUCCUUAUGGCCAUGAAAGGACUGAACGGAGGACGGAUCAACAUUGCUUCCUGCUCUCUGGGGGCUGCUCAUGCUUCAGUCAUCCUCACUCGAGAUCACCUGAAAGUCCGGAAGCAGUUUGGAGCACCUCUGGCCAAUAGCCAGUUUCUGCAAUUCCAGUUAGCAAAUAUGGCAACAAGGCUGGUUGCCUCGCGGCUGCUUGUCCGUACUGCCGCAGUUGCUCUGGAGGAGGAGCGGGAAGAUGCAGUGGCUCUCUGCUCCAUGGCCAAGUUCUUUGCAACAGAUGAAUGCUUUGCAAUCUGCAACCAAGCUUUACAGAUGCAUGGAGGCUACGGCUACUUGAAGGAUUAUGCUGUUCAGCAGUAUAUGCGGGACUCCAGGGUUCACCAAAUCCUAGAAGGUAGCAAUGAAGUGAUGAGGAUGCUAAUCUCUCGAAGCCUCCUUCAGGAAUAGCACCCACACUUGAUAUUCUGGCAUGGGGGGUCAGUGUGCAACUGCAGUCAGUGUAGAGUGUUUCCAUUGUGGGCCCUUUGGUGCUAGAUGAAUUGUGGAUUAGAUUGAAAUGUUGAGCUCUUGCAUAUGUGUUGAUAGCAGUGUUGGCUCUUAGACUGGAGCAGGGUCCUCAGUAGAACUGGAAGAGCUGGUCUGAUGAGAAAUAUCACAAGAAGACCUGCCACCUUAUUUUCCUAAUGCCAGAAAGAUAACCAGUGAAUAUUCUGAACCAAAGUCUUGUUCUAGAUCUGCAUUGUCUUGAUUUGUCUGCAAUUUGCUGGUUCACUGGAUCCUUUUACUAGGGGCCUGGGUAGAUCCACUGAGGCUUUUCCAGACUAUAGGGCAAAGGUGUGGGGAAGGAAAGAGAGAGAAAAUUCCCUCCUGUCUUUACUUUUGUGUACCAUAGCUCUUGGAUAGCACUCAUCUGAAUGUAAUCAUGGUAAAGUGAAUAUUUGAGAAGCUAUUCCUAAGCUAUGAUUUAGGGUGUGUCUCUUCUUUUGGAUGCCCUGAAUAUCAAGGGCUGAGAUUAUUUGGAAUUUUGAAUAUUUGGUUUUUCUUUUUCUUUUAUCUAUUAUCUAAGAAUAGUAUUCAGAAUUUCUGUAACACUUCCUGAGAAGAACUUUGAGUAUAUUUUUUUCUGAGUUUCAUUUCCUUUUUUUGGAACUGCUUCUCUUUUUAAAUAUUUUUAAUCCUUACAUUGAUCAAUAAAAUUUAUUCCUUUCUGUACUGUCUCCAAUUGUA